Boleophthalmus pectinirostris (great blue-spotted mudskipper) is the source of this 1643-nucleotide messenger RNA. It is a transcript of the gene got1l1, whose product is annotated as glutamic-oxaloacetic transaminase 1 like 1. Gene Ontology annotation, biological process: L-aspartate biosynthetic process. The record is from RefSeq and is a predicted model, not a curated record. The coding region runs from base 16 to 1380 and encodes 454 amino acids. Lineage: Eukaryota; Metazoa; Chordata; Actinopteri; Gobiiformes; Gobiidae. Gene Ontology annotation, molecular function: pyridoxal phosphate binding; L-aspartate:2-oxoglutarate transaminase activity. Gene Ontology annotation, cellular component: cytosol. The transcript has 8 exons.
UUGAUUUGGCUGCCUAUGUUGAAGAUGAGUCGUCCCAGCAGUUGCCCUGAAAAAAACGGGGACGACCAAAAUGAAAACCACUACCAAGGAGCUGGAGGUCAGGAGUUUGCCCCCAACAGCACGGAGCAGCCUGAAACGAGAGUGUUGUCCGCAUUUAGGAAAGACACUGAAGCAAGCAAAGUUUACCUGGCAGGACGCGAGUAUUUUGGUGACGAUGGGCAAACAACUGAACUGCGACUUGUCAGCAAAAUAAAGCACCAGUUAAGUACAGACCCGACCUUUCGUCCGGAGUACCCGUCGCCUCUUGGGCUGACAGAAUUUACCAGACAAGCCACAAACGUUACCUUGGGGGGAAGUCUGAAGCCAAGACUGGAGAGCCGGGUGUUGAAGGUCCAGACUCCUGGUUUUAAUGCUGCUGUACGUCUGGGAGCUGAACUCUUAAGAGAGUGGUUUGAAAACACUUCUUGGUCAGGGCCAGUGUACCUGUCUGUCCCUUGUGAUGGCUCAUUGGCUGGUAUCUUCAAGGCAGCAGGCAUCCACGAUAUCCGCCAGUAUUACUAUUGGGAUGAUAAGCUGCGUGGUGUUUGUUUGGACAAGCUUGUGGAGGAUCUGGAGAAAGCUCCACAGCGAAGUGUUGUGGUUCUGUCUGCAUCAGGCCAUUACCCAACCGGAGUUGACCUUACUGAAAAUCAGUGGGAUGUGAUUACACAAAUCGUUAAGAGGCGCAUGCUGUUUCCUUUCUUUCUACUGCCCAUACAUGCUCUCUGUACUGGGGAUUUGGGGCGUGAUUCAAGGCCCAUUCAGAAGUGUGCGGCGCUGGGGAUGGAGCUCAUCUGUGCACAGUCGUUCUCCCACUGCUUCGGACAAUACGGUAGAAAAUUCACAGAAUAUCAUUAUAUUGCAAUGAUUACUAUGAAUAUUUUUCCUGAAAAAACAUGUGAGGCUGUCGGUCAUCUUAUAUAUGUCUUAAAAGACAACUCUCUUCUGAUAAAAAAGCAGUGUCGUGCUAGGGAGAUUGUGAAAUCCCUUUGGGCUCAGCCUUCUAUGAUGGGCGCACAUAUUGUUGCCACUAUUCUGAGUAAUCCAGCCCAUUUUGUUGAGUGGCAAGAAGAGAUAAAGCGGGUUGUUGAAAGGUGCAUGUUGAUCCGACAGCUUUUGAGAGAAAGACUGAGACAUUUAGGAUGUCCAGGCAUUUGGGACCAUCUCACUACACAGCAAGGACUAUUUAGCUGUAUUGGAUUAAGUGACCCACAGGUGGAAUUCUUGGUGAACUCAAAGCAUGUCUACCUUCUACCAAACGGCUGCCUAAAUGUGAGUGCAAUCAAUGGAGGGAAUCUGGAGUAUGUAGCAGAGUCUAUACAUCAAGCCACUUCACUGUGACAUUGUGAUUGUUACAGAGGUCAAAGUAUAGAAAUUUACUAAUUCAUUUUAGUCAUUAACCCAUUCAGGCUAAUAGCUCUACUCUUAAGUGACAAAGUGUUUUCUUAUGCAUUAGCAGUUGCAUGUAACAGCAAAGAUAUAUCGUAAAAAUAUGUUUCUACUGGAUAAAGAAUCCUCAUCAUUUAGGUGAACACACUGCCAUUUAAUACUGCAUCUUGUAAAUGUUAUAAUCAUUUAUACUAAUGCUGUCUAUUGUAAAUUGU